Acanthopagrus latus (yellowfin seabream) is the source of this 4184-nucleotide messenger RNA. RefSeq lists its product as uncharacterized. The record is from RefSeq and is a predicted model, not a curated record. Gene Ontology annotation, cellular component: nucleus. Bases 390 to 1940 code for a protein of 516 amino acids. Lineage: Eukaryota; Metazoa; Chordata; Actinopteri; Spariformes; Sparidae. The transcript is spliced from 3 exons.
GAAGUGAACCGGAGCUGCGCGCGGCGCCGGGACCGAACCCUCCUACCCGCCGUUGCCGUAGUUACCUCCGUACCCGCCUGAACGGGUAUGUGCACGAGCGGCCAGUGGGCAGGCAGGAAGGACGGAAGGAGAACCGAAGGGGGGAAAGAAGGAGGGAGGAAAGGAAGGCUCCUCCCAGGCAGGUGUGUGUGGUGACAUCAGCACAGCAGAGGUGACGCUCAGGGACACGCCCCCUACCUCUCAGCCCCUCCCCUCUCAGGACAGUGAGAUUUCUUCAUAGGACAGACUUGGGGAGGAGGAGGAGAAGAGGAAGGUGGACUUUAUAACCUCAGUAAGACUUCAGGUGUUGAACCAGAGCCAGGUGAGGAGGAUUAGCCCCGCCCCUCACCAUGACAGACUUAGAGACCGAGUGUUUGAGUCUUGGGCUUCCCCCCGAUUGCGGGUCCCCUCCCCCGUCUCUGGACCCCUCCCUGCAGGUGGAUUGUGGCCCGGGCCCCGCCUCCUCGGCCCCGACGCCGACCUUGGCCCUGCUGUCCUCGGACUGCCCCACGCCCACACUCAGCUCGCUGGCAGCGGAGAUCGCCGAGCCGCUGGUGAUGCUGCCGUGCGUGAAGACCGAGCCAGAGGACGGGGAACUGGAGCCCAUCCGGACUGUCGACCUAUCCGAGAUCCAGCCAUUGUCCACCGCCGAGCUGGGCCAGGACCAGAUCAAGAUGGAGAUCAGCGGCCUCGACUACAUCAAGUCCGAGCAUCACGGUCACCACGGCAACCACCACCUGGGCCACUUCCACCAAGCCGAUGUCACAGAGAUGGACUACAAGUCGCACUACGAGCCCAGCUCAGUGUUUGACUACAUCUCCCAGGUGACGGACACUCUGGAGUACAUCAAGUCAGACCACCACGUGGACCUGCAGUGUUACUACACCGAGUCCGGCACCAUGUCGUCCCACCUGCCGCACAACGGCCUCGAGUCCAUUCACAUGGCCGAGCUGCGCACCGAGCUCAACAAGCUGCGGCCCGACGCCCUGCUGAUGGACGGCAUCGGCAAACUGGACGCUGAGUUCGGAGGGGCGGGGCUUUAUGAGCUGCAGACAGCCGACGAGCGGAAGAUGGCAGCAGAGGGGACGGCAGCGACGGGUCAGGGAGGAGGUCUGGUGAUUACCACUAAAACCCAAAGCCCGACGGUGAGGAAGCCUCGCAACAUGCAGGGGGAGAAGCCGUUCUCCUGCACGCAGUGCGGGAAGAACUUCAGCACGCUGGGAAACCUGAAGACACACCAGCGCAUCCACACCGGCGAGCGACCCUACACCUGCUCGCAGUGUGGAAAGAGCUUCGGCCAGGCGGGGAACCUGAAACGCCACCAGCUGAUCCACACGGGCCAGAAGCCGUACGUGUGCGCUCACUGUCCCAAAGGCUUCACCAAGGCCGACGACCUGCGCUCACACCAGCGGCUGCACACCGGCGAGCGCCCGUUCAUCUGCGUCACCUGCGGGAAGAGCUUCGGCCAAUCGAAGGAGCUGAAGGCUCAUCAGCUGAGCCACACGGGUGAAAGGCCGUUCUGCUGCCAGCACUGCGGCAAGAGCUUCAGCAAGGAGACGAGCUACCGCAACCACGUGCAGAUCCACACGGGCGAGAAGCCCUUCACCUGCUCGCAGUGCGGCAAGACUUUCAGCAACUCGGGCGUCUUAAAGACCCACGAGAAGAUCCACUCGGGGGAGCGGCCCUUCGGCUGCACGCAGUGCGGGAAGAGCUUCGGCCGCCUCGGACACCUGAAGGCUCACCAGCAGAUCCACACGGGGGAGCGGCCGUACGCCUGCCCGCAGUGCGCCAAGACUUUCAGCCAAUCAGGUCACCUCAAAGCUCACGAGCAGAUCCACAAACGAGAGCGAACGGACACGGCGAGCAGCAGCAGCAGCACGGUGGGCAGCGACAGUAGCUAAAACAAACGGACCCUUUAAACAAAGUAUUAUCCUCUUUUUUAUAAAUCGAUAUAUAAAUCUUUCUUACGUUUUCAUACUUUGAGCUCUUUUACAUUUUAUCUGUGGGCGGCUGGACGAACGUCUGUGUGUGUGUGUUGACGUCUUGUGGUGUGUCAGUGUGUCUGAGGAGUCCAGUACUCAUGUUGGAGUGAGUACUCACCGAUACACAAGCACAAAUACUUCAGUCACCAGUCUGAGUACUUCACUCGGGUUUUUUUUACUCAAACAGACCAGCAGCUCCUGAACCAUGACCUCGUUUACUGACGACCAAUCAGAAGCGUUCACGUCUUGUGCGCGCAGCACAGCGUCUGUCGCUGACGUCACAGUGAGGAACAACAGUGUGUUCUGACUGAAGCUUCACCAGUUUAUCUGGAGAAAGUCAGACACAGAAUCAUGAGGUGAUCCGUCAGGUUUGGUUCUGUUCAGACGAUAACUGAGCCCGACUCGUGGAGGAGGUCCAAAAGUCUGACCGCAAAAUAUCAGCUGAUACUUCAUUAAAACAUGCAAGUCCGUUUUCUGGUCGAGUCGUCAGUUGAGUCACUUUUUCCCAUCAAAGACACUUGCUGCGUCCAACCAGCUGCGACCGACCGGCUGCGACCGACCGGCUGCGUCCGACCGGCUGCGUCCGACCGGCUGCGACCGACCGGCUGCGACCGACCGGCUGCGACCGACCGGCUGCGUCGCUUUAAGACUCGGCUGGUUCCUUCAGGUGUGUUCUGCUCUGCUGUCGGCCAAGUUACUGUCAAAAUACAAAAUAUGACAUAUUACUAUCUACCUUCAUUUUAAAGUAAUAUAUUACAUUAUCACUGAGUGAUAAGUUACUUUCUAGUUACUUUCAACAAAACACCCAAAUAACUAUAGAACUGCAGUUGUAACUCUGUAGAACGAUGAAACCGCCUCGAUCUGUUCAAUGACCGAUGAGCUAUAAUCAAUAUGUCUAAUGUGGGCUGUUAUGGGAAGCAAAGCUUCUGUAAUGACGCCACAUCUCUUCUUCUCUGCCUGUAAUAAACAGCUGAUAUUAACUGUCUGUUGGUGCGGACGAGUUCUUAAAACUACAAAUUCUUCACUUUAGUCGGCGACAAGGAUUUUAACAGGUUGGGUAACAGAACUGAGAGAUAUAUUACUGAUCAAACGUCUUCUGACUGAAACAAUCAAUGAUGUAAAUAGUCUGUGAUGAAUCUUCAAGACAAAAUCAGUUUGUGAACGAGCUCAGAUCAGUUUACUGAUCGGCCCACUAACACUUUCAUCUUGGAAUAUUGAUGAAGUCAGAACAGUGUGAUUAAUUCUCACGGACUCGUUAGACGAAAAUUAAACUCCUUUAAAUCAAAAUGUGUCUUAUCGGUACAAAAACAACGUCUCAUUCAACAAACGUCUCUUUUCUAAGAAUCCUCGUCCUGAGUCGGGCCGUUACUGUUCAGACUCUUCUGUACAAACAGCAGCUGGACUUUAAAUUAAUUAAUAUUCACCAAAUUCAGUUCAGACAAAUCACAAGGAGUGAAACCAACAUGUCUGACACGGUCAGCUGAUCGACUUUAAUAAGAUUCACUUCCUGUUGUCAGUAAAUUAACUUUACAGCCUUGAAACUCUCCGAACCAAACUGAGUCAGAUUAUUAGUUUGUGUUUUAUUAAUUAUCUAUAUUUGAUUUCUUCACUGGUUUCAUAUGAAAUAUGAGUGGCGCCGGUGUCGAUGAUCAGAACAGCAGCUCCAGUGAAGGUUCUUGUUCCUCUUCAGUAAACGAGGUUCUGGUUCAGAUCCCUCAGUUGGAGUACUUUGCCAACCAUGUGAGUACUUCUGAGUACUUUCUGCCAGUUUACAAGUGUUCUCCUUUGAGAUGUGGGUACUCGCAGGCAGACUCUGUUACUGUACUGUUAAAGCUGAUGAUAUAAUUUUGAUACUCUUUAUUGACCAGUAUUGAUCGAUCAGGACAUCACGAUGUGAUCUUUAUGUUGUUGAUGAUAAUCUGCUGAUGACAUUCCUUUAAAUCAUCGUGAACGUUCUGCCUCGUUGGGCUCCGACCUGGACCAAACACAUCAGCACAAAGGAACCCAACACCCCCCCUCCGGAUCGCUCACUGUGUACAAAUCUUCUAUUGAUAACUUCGUUCCUAAAAAAACAAAAAGAUUUUUUUUAAAAAACAGCAGCAAAAAAGACAAAAGUGAUGCAGCAUCUUGUACUGGAAAGAAUUAUUAAAGAAACUAAUGAGA